GAAAUGUGUGAUGCAAAAAAACAGAUGUACGUCACAUUCAGCCCUUAAAAUAGGUCAGUGACAUGCUGUGCUUUAUCAGGAGCUGAUGCACUUGUAGACUUCAUAGGAAAAGUAUGGAUGUAUUGAAGGUUCUGUCAUUCCAUUUCAUUUAGUUCUGAGUCCAGGUCACAGCGGGAGUUAUGGAGUCUGCUGCUGAAGGAUAAACUUGCAUCUUACGUUUGAAAAUAAAGACAUGGCACUGUGUUCAAAACUCUUAAGUGAACACACUAACCUGACACUUUCUAUUCAAAUUGAGUUUUUCAUUGAGUUUCCCUUCAUUCCUGUGGGUCGGCGGUGUUGUGUUGGGUCUGGUUUGAGUCACAGGAUUACUGAAGCUGCGCUCAGACGUGUGUAAAGACGUCUUCAGACGAGCAGCAGCUGCAGCGCUCUCCAUAUGAUCCUUCAGUCUCUUUACACUUCUGCUGCAGGAUGAAGAGUAUGACUUUAAUUCUUCUCAUCUCACUGUGCGUGUCUAUGGGGCGAUCUGACUUUGCGCCGUGUUUCUAUGAUAAUGGAGCUGGAAGCAGCAACGGAAACAUGGGGUUAUUCAGCAUCUCUGAAGACACAUCCGUUGGGUCUCAUGUUUACACACUGAACGGCUCUGACCCCGAAGGCGAGCCGGUGACCUACGACAUGACCUUUGAUAAGGGCUCCAAAGAGUACUUCAGCGUCGAGCCCAAAUCAGGGAACGUGACUCUCAUCCAAACACUGGACAGAGAGGUUCAGGAUGAGAUCGUUGCAUUUGUGACCAUCACAGAUGGCAGAAAUAAGGUUGUAGAAAAUGUUCGAGUGUUCAUCACAGAUGCUAACGAUGAAAAGCCUGAGUUUCUGGAUCUGCCGCUCGUAGUGGACGUCCCCGAGGACGCAGCUUCAGGCAGCAGCAUCUACAGAGUCCAGGCCGUCGACAGAGACCUCGGGUCCGGAGGAAGUGUGACCUACUACCUGCAGGAGACAUUCCUUCAUCAGUUAUCAUUUCGUUUGCAGUCGACACCCAGCACUAAGUUCACCAUCGACGGUCACAGUGGAGCUCUGCGCAUCAGAUCCGGAGAAUCGCUGGACUACGAGGUCUCCAGGACUCAUUUUGUCACUGUGGUUGCAAAGGAUGGCGGGGGUAAAUAUCAUGGAAAAUACCAGGUCAUGACCUCCACAGCCAUCAUAACCAUCAAUGUCCUCGAUACCCAGGAUUCUCCUCCAGUGUUUGUUGCUACUCCGUAUUUUGGAUUUGUGUAUGAAGUCUCUGUACCAGGCUCAGAGAUAUUCACUGUUUCUGCCAAAGACGGCGACCAGAACAACCCCAACACCAUGCAUUACUCCAUUCUGAGCGGCAGCGAUGGCUUCUUCAGCAUCAACAGCACGAGCGGCUGUAUCAGCUUGACAUCUUUCCCUGUACAGCUGAGGAACGAGUUAUACGAGUUACAAGUCAAGGCUGCAGAGGUUGGAGCCGACAGGUUUUCUGAUUACAGCGUGACCACAGUCACUGUUCGUGUGGUGGACCUCAACAACCAUCCGCCCACUUUCUACGAUGAGAACGGCCCACAGAACUGCUUCGAGCUGAGCAUGUACGAGCAUCCGCCGGAAGGAGAGAUACUCCGCGGCCUGAAGAUCACGGUCAACGACUCGGACCAGGGAGCAAAUGCUAAGUUCAGGCUGCUGUUGGUGGGACCUUCUCGAGUUCUCCGUGUGGUUCCUCAGACGGUUCUCAAUGAAGCCCAGGUCACCAUCAUCGUGGAAAACUCGUCCGCCAUCGACUACGAAAAAUACCAGUUCUUAACAUUCAAGCUGUUAGCGGUGGAGAUCAACACUCCCGAGCGCUUCAGUGCCACUGCGGAGAUCGUCAUCAAUCUUUUGGACACAAACGACAACAUUCCCAAGUUCUCCUCUGAGUUUUACAUCGCCAGGAUCCCUGAGAAUUCCCCAGGAGGCUCCAACCUCGUCUCAGUGACCGCGACAGACCCGGAUUCAGGGCUUUGGGGAGAAGUGAAAUAUUCCAUCUACGGCUCUGGCGCUGAUCUGUGAGUACAGACCUUAGUAUUGAACAUUGCUGG
Molecule: messenger RNA, 2084 nt
Organism: Sinocyclocheilus grahami
Lineage: Eukaryota; Metazoa; Chordata; Actinopteri; Cypriniformes; Cyprinidae
Product: cadherin-related family member 1-like
Exons: 14
Coding region: 469-2055 (528 amino acids)
Biological process (GO): homophilic cell-cell adhesion
Cellular component (GO): plasma membrane
Molecular function (GO): calcium ion binding
Source: RefSeq, a predicted model, not a curated record